This is a messenger RNA of Frieseomelitta varia, 3424 nucleotides long. RefSeq names its product ubiquitin conjugation factor E4 A (gene Ube4A). Lineage: Eukaryota; Metazoa; Arthropoda; Insecta; Hymenoptera; Apidae. Gene Ontology annotation, molecular function: ubiquitin-ubiquitin ligase activity. Gene Ontology annotation, cellular component: nucleus; cytoplasm; ubiquitin ligase complex. Gene Ontology annotation, biological process: protein polyubiquitination. Bases 177 to 3311 code for a protein of 1044 amino acids. The transcript is spliced from 14 exons. The record is from RefSeq and is a predicted model, not a curated record.
CGCGUGCGCACACGUACAGCCGCUCUAUGACGGGCGAAUACAGAUCAGUGUGCAAUAACCAGGAGAAUAUUUUGGCUUAUUUUGUGACAGUUUCACAUGGAAAAUUAAAUCGUAGCAGCUUGUUUUCAGAAUAAUUAUGCUUGCAGCAAUUGUGAUUGAGUACUAACGAGAGAACCAUGUGUGACAAUGUGAAUAACAAUCCGUUCGCUGGGUUGUUUUCAACUAUCAACGAUGCCGUGUCAUUCUCCUCUCAGAGUCAGGCAAUUAUCAACGAAAGUAACAGAAUUAGUUACGUUACGCAACUUGAGGACGAGAACGUUGACAAUGCUGUGGGGGCGAAAAAUUUUCAAAGUUCCAAAGACUCGGGAAUCGACGAUCAGGUUAAUCGUCUUCUCAGCGAUGUGCUUGGAAUAACGUUACACAGAUCAGAAGCAAACGUGCACCAAAAACAGAGAUUGGUUUUCGUCAAUGUCGACACAGUCGAGCAGGCAAUUUUCGAACGGUUAAUGUCAUCUGACCUCGAGUCUAAAUUAAUACCAACAGAAGAUUCUCAGCAGAUUUUCACCGAUCCUCAUACAACGGAGAAGCAAGUACUACCUUAUCUGUUUGAGAGUUAUUGUCGAUUGCAACAGUAUCAAAACGAGCCUGAAUUGUCUGAUGUCCUUUGUAAAAUAAGUCAGGUUAUAUUGCAAAAUGCAAGCGUUGCGCUACAGGAGUCAGAAUUGUUUGAAGAGCAAGAGAUUCACAAGCAGUUUAUUACGUUGUGUAUAGAUGAAACUGGGCCCAAGCUAGAAUUUAUACUAUUUGUGAACGGUAUUGUGUCAGAAUUACAAAAUGAAAAUGAAAAGAAUGCAACAGAUGCAAUAGCUGCAUCUUUCAAUCCUAUUCUUGAUAUUAUUUACAAAGAAGCGGCACAAAGUAAUCUUGUUCUUUUUCGUCAAUAUUGGUUUACUAUAUUAAAUCUUUUUUCCUCGAUAGAGCCCUUAGCCAAAUUAGUUAUUGAUCAUAGUACUCCUAGAAACAAUCAAGGCCGGGCAUACGCAGAUACAUUAUUAGGUGCGCUUUUCAGCUUGAGCUGUUUACCAAAAACAAUAGAAGAGCCAUUCUAUUUUUUUGAGAAACCACUGCAACAGACUUCAGCUACUGUUGAAGGAAACAUUUGGACAGCCUUAGAUGCAUUAAAUGAGUCAUUGCAAAAGGUCUUUCACUUAUUGUUAAAGUGUUCAAAGGAGGUUCGUCAUUUAACAUUACAAUGGAUAGGCAAUUGUCUUCAUUCUAAUGCAAAUAGAGGAAAAAUUUGGAAUGCUCAGAACGAUGUUAGUUUCAGUUCAAUGUUGUGUGUUUCUGAUGGUUUUAUGUUGAAUUUAGGAAAUAUGCUAUUGCGUCUUUGUCAACCAUUUUGCAUUAAACAAAACGAUUCCAAAGUGCCUAAAAUUGAUCCAACAUACUGCGCUGUAGAUAUUAAUGAUCAAGAUGAAUGUGCAAAUCCAAGUAUACAUUUAAAAGGGAUGUCCUCGGAAACUUGUUUGAUACCAAUGUCAGAAGGUGGUGCAAGACCUGUUGCAAAAGCAUUUGGAUUUACUACUGAAUGCUUCUUUUUAACUCAUAGAGCGUUAGACCUUGGAUAUAGAGUAGUGUUAGACAAACUUUUAAGAACAAACCAGGAUUUAGUAAGAAUACAAAGAGUGUAUCAAGAUGCACAGAAUGGUGGCAGAUCUGAAGUAUUUGAAAUAAUAACGCAACGCAUGGAAGAAGAAAUGACCAAGUAUCUGUCUCUAAGAGCAAGCCUUUUAGUACCAGAUAUGUUGAAACUCUUAGCAAAAUUUCAUGCAACAACAGCAUUUUGGUUAGUACAAGUAUACUUGAAUGAUGUAAAGAUCGGAGAAAAUGCAGAAAAUGAUUACAUUCCAAAGGAAUGUAAAGAAGUGACGUUUCCUUUGCCAGAAACUGUUCCAGAUACUCUGAGAUGCAUUCCUGAAUUUGUAGUAGAAAAUACUAUUAGAUUUUUGUAUUUAUUACGCCGUUUAAAUCCAAAUGUUUUUGAAGAACAAGGGCCAUCUUUCUUGACACCUGUGCUGACGGAGAUCAUAGUAUUAAUGGAGUCUCAACAACGUUUAUAUAAUCCUCAUUUACGUGCUCGUUUGGCGGAAGGCUUAGAGGCUCUUUUACCUACAAGCGAUGAAACUAUGAACCCUGUAACACCAAGCUUAGGAACAUUCCAUAGAGAACAAUUAUUUAUUACACAUCCAUAUAGGCAAUAUAUUGUUCCGAAUUUACUUAAAGUGUUUGUGAGCAUUGAAAUGACUGGGCAAAGUGUGCAAUUUGAACAAAAGUUUAAUUAUCGGAGACCAAUGUAUGUUGUCAUGGAGUAUUUGUGGAAAUUACCAGAACAUCGUAAUAAUUUCAUUUCUUUGGCAGAAGAGGCAGAAGCCAAUAUGGAAGCAGCUCAACCUCCAUUAUUUUUGCGUUUUAUAAAUCUUUUAAUGAAUGAUGCAGUUUUCCUAUUAGAUGAAGCACUCUCAAGUAUGGCUCAAUUAAAACAACUGAUUCAAGCAAGGGAGAGUGGAGAAUGGAACCUGUUACCACAACAUGAACGUGAUCAACAGGCUCAUUAUCUCUUACAUCUUGGAAUGAUUGCUCGAUUUGACAAUAUAUUGGGCAGAAAAACUAUAUACACAUUAAAAAUGUUAACUACAGAAAUAAAAUCUAUCUUUUGUCAUCCAACAAUGGUGGAUCGUAUUGCUUCAAUGCUUAAUUAUUUGUUACUCCAAUUGGUUGGGCCAAAUAAAAAAAAUUUGAAGGUUAGUGGUCAGAAAGAAUAUGCGUUCAAUCCAGCAAAUUUAGUAUUAAAUAUAUGCGAAAUUUAUAUAAAUCUUAGUCAAAAUGAAUCUUUUACGCUUGCUGUUUCACAAGACGGUCGUUCAUACAGUCCAGAACUUUUCAAAUUGGCUGAUAAUGUUCUUGUUCGUAUUGGUGGCGUGGGUAUAUUAGGCGAUUUAGAUCAAUUUGCAAAAAAUGUCGAGGCAGCUGCAAGUCAUAAGAAGGAGGAAGACGAAAUUUUAAUCGAUGCUCCCGAUGAAUUUCUUGAUCCAAUUAUGUCUACUUUGAUGACAGAUCCUGUUGUUCUCCCAUCAUCAAGGAUAACUAUAGAUCGUCAAACCAUUGCAAGGCACUUAUUAAGCGAUCAGACCGAUCCGUUCAACCGAUCUCCUCUUACCAUGGACAUGGUAAAAUCAAAUGUUGAACUUCAGCGUAGGGUACAAGAAUGGAUACAACAAAAAAAGCAGGAGAAAACGAGGAGUUGCCAUUGAUUACCAAAGAAUGAAACAUAAUCAGUAAAUUACAAAGUAUAAUUUUCACGUCUAAUAUUUUUCAAAUGUUUUAAUGAAAAUUUAAUUUUCAUGAUUUCAGGUAAUGAAUAUGA